AUGCCUUUUUACCAUUGUCCAUCAAUAGGUAUGCCAGGUCCGUACCCACUACCGAUGCCAUCAAAACCAGUUAUCGUGCACGUACCGGUACCAUCCCCCCCUCAAAGAAUUAUAGUACCUGGUCCAUCAAUACCUGUUCCAAUACCGAUAGAGAAGAAAGUGCCGUACCCCGUGCCCGUAAAUCGACCUUACCCGGUUGCGUUACCUCCGAUUCCCGUACCUUACCCGGUUAAUCGAUACAUUCCUAUUCCAGGUAGAGAUAGGUUGGUACCGGUCCCCGUGCCAUAUUCUGGUAAGUAG
Messenger RNA from Bombyx mandarina (wild silkworm), 300 nucleotides. RefSeq lists its product as uncharacterized. NCBI's taxonomy places the organism in Eukaryota, Metazoa, Arthropoda, Insecta, Lepidoptera, Bombycidae. The record is from RefSeq and is a predicted model, not a curated record.